Molecule: messenger RNA, 1663 nt
Organism: Salvelinus sp. IW2-2015
Lineage: Eukaryota; Metazoa; Chordata; Actinopteri; Salmoniformes; Salmonidae
Product: proteinase-activated receptor 3
Biological process (GO): phospholipase C-activating G protein-coupled receptor signaling pathway; thrombin-activated receptor signaling pathway; positive regulation of Rho protein signal transduction
Cellular component (GO): plasma membrane
Molecular function (GO): thrombin-activated receptor activity
Source: RefSeq, a predicted model, not a curated record
UUGACAGAAGUACAGAGAGACUUCUUGACAGAGAUGUGACCUACCCGGACAUCAAGAGAGAUCUGCCUAUAUUGUUGAUAGCUGAAGUUUAUUAUUUCAAAGGACUAUUCAGACAAACUCUGGCAAUGGGGAAACUUUUGCUAUUUUUAUUGGUUUCUUUUCUUUUGCUGGAUGUGACAUUUCAAUCCAAAGGGAAAAGGGCCAAGAAAUCCAAGUGGAACAUCACUCUAAUUCCCAGAACAUUUAAAGGAAAAAUCAUCCAGUUAAAGCCUGUCUCUCUCCCUAAUGCCAGCCAACAGACACAGACACAACAAGCACCCCYUUAUUCUGGCCUCCCCACUGCCUCUGCUCCUACCCCUCCGGCGCUGUGGUUGCUAYGCAACGACACAGCGGCGUACCUCGCCGGCCCCCUGAGCAGGUGGGUCAUCCCCYGUUUUUACAUGCUGGCCAUUGUCGUGGGGAUCCCGGCCAACGUCGCCAUCUUGUCCGCCGUGGCCACCGAAGUCAGGAGGGUGUCGUCYGCCAUCCUCUACUGCAGCCUGGCCGUCUCCGACCUCUUCCUCCUCCUCUCCCUCYUCUUCAAGGCRCACUACCAUCUCCACGGCAACCACUGGGUGUUCGGCGAGARUGCCUGCCGCAUCGUCACAGCCUGUUUCUACGGCAACCUGUACUGCUCGGCACACACGCUAGCCUGUAUUAGCGUCAAACGCUACCUGGCCGUGGUGCGCCCGUUUCUCUACAAGAGCCUCCCRAAGAGGGCCUAUACCGCCUGGGCCAGCGUGGUUGUUUGGGGGGUGUUUGGGGCUGCUGUCAUACCCGAGCUCCUGGUCCGGCAGAGCUACCACCUCCCUCAGCUAGGCCUCACKACUUGCCAUGAUGUUCUUCCACUGGACUACAGCUCCCAUGCUCCUCUGCURUACUACAAGCUGGGCCUGACCUUUCUGGGUCUACUAGUCCCGCUGGUGGUCACGGCUGUGUGUUAUGCACGGAUAGUCCGAGAACUCAACCACUCACACCACGACUGGGCGCUGUAUGUCAAGGCUAGRUCGCUGGUGUUUGUYAUUUUCGUYGCAUGUUUCYGCCCCGCCGGGACCCUCCACUUCCUGCAUUAUGUGCGUCUGUUGGCGGARGAAGAGGACAGCUUCUACGGCUACUUCAACGUGGCAGUGUGUCUGUGCUGUCUGCAUGCCUGCCUGGACCCAUUCCUCUUCCUCCUUAUGUCCAAAUCAGCCGGAUCCAAACURCACUUCAUGACCCUCAAGGGGAAGACUCUGAGCAUCUCCACCUGAAUCUUAAUCCGGAUCAAACGUACAAAAUAAUCCACAUUUAUUCCAUGAGCUUCAAGGGGAAGACCAUGAGCAUCCCCACCUGAAUUUSACGUAACCUGGAUUCGAAUUUGGACCGCAACAUCAGGUCUACAUUUGGGCCAGCCACUUCAAUCUAGAUCUCAACUGUGAAUAUGUGACUGACUAUCGGAWGAUAAGGCCAGAAACUGGAUCAGGGUUUGAGACAGUUAUGGAUCUCAGUGAGAUGUCUCAUCUCAGAUCCAGUUUCAUAUGUGAAAUCAGUUAAGAUCUGUGUGUGACUCUUUUAAAAUAUUUUUUUAUUAACCCUUUUUUACCAGGUAAAUUGACUGAGAACACAUUCUCAUUUACAGCAACGA